This is a messenger RNA of Podarcis muralis (Common wall lizard), 1582 nucleotides long. Lineage: Eukaryota; Metazoa; Chordata; Lepidosauria; Squamata; Lacertidae. The record is from RefSeq and is a predicted model, not a curated record.
CUCUCUCUCUCUCUCUCUCUGCAUAUCGCAAAAUUGCCCUCCUCCUCCUUUCGGAUCCUUCCUCCACCUCCCCAGCCGAUCCUUCCCACCACCGCCACCCCGUUUCAAGUUGGAGGAGGGAGAGUCCGGAGGAAAGGAGACCAGAAAGGAGUCAAUGUUUUUGCAGCCGCCUGCAAAUCCUGCGGUCAGUUUCCUGGUCCGUUUCCACGCUUCCCUUGGGGAUCCUGCUUCGGCUUCCUCUCUCCGUGUUAAGAUUGUUUGCAAGUUUAUCAGGGGAGGGAGAGGGCAGCUUGCGAUGAUAAACUGCCCCCUAGUGUUGCGCGUGUAGCUGCUGGGCUGGGCGAGGGGGCUGGGCGGGAAAGGAACUUCCUUAAACCUGGGAAAGUCCUCCGUGCUUUGCGCUCCACUUCCCAAAUCCCCCACCCCGCUUCCUACAGCACAAGGAAAAAGGAAGUUUAAGAAAAAGUUUUCUCCUGUGCACGCGCACACACCUGGACUCGAGAAGAAAGGAAACAGCGGAAGGAGAUGGAAUAAAACGGUGCAAUCUCUGGUAGGGGUUUUUUUUUUAUUGUUGGGGCUUCUUUCAAACCCCAGCAGUUUCUAGCUGGGAAGAGAUGAGCUUGCCCUUUGCCCCAGCCUCUAUUCCUUCUCACUGACUAUGAGGAUUGUUAAGCCAGCCUGGUCCUGUAAAGAGAAGAGGAAAAGGAAGGAGCCUCCUCCAUCUGGGAGAAUUUAAAGAAAGACCAUUAUUAUUAUUGUUAUUUCAACGGACUGGCCGUUCGGAAAGAGGGCAAGCUGCUGUUCUUGGGUGCUCACAAAAACUCGGACCAGAUGGUACAGCGGCGAAGAAAAGUAAAAAAAUAAAUCCUUUGGCAAGGAAGCUCCCGGGAUGGGGACUGGGCUGUGCACCAGGAGGCAAAAGGGCCUCUUGCAAACUGGGUUUUGCCUAGUGGCCGUGGCCUGCCUGGCAUCCGGAGCUUUCCUGUACAACCACCUCCAGCAGAAGGUGAAGUCCGCAGAAGCCUUGGCUUUGAAAUACAAGCAGCAACAGGAGGUGCUUUCGGCCCAAUUGCAAGUUGUUUACGAACACAGAUCACGGCUAGAACGAUCCUUGCAGAAAGAACGAGGGGAACACAAGAAAACAAAAGAAGAUUUUUUAGUCUACAAGUUAGAAGCUCAAGAAGCCCUCAACAAAGAAAAGCAAGAUUCCAUGAACAGAUAUGGAGCCCUGAGCUCACAGCAUAAGAUCCUGAAGAAUCAGCACGAAGAUGUCAAGAAGCAGCUUCUCGACCUGCAGAUGCAACACAAUGGGCUGAAACUGGAACACCGCAAGAUAACAGAGACCCACAACCAGAAGUACUCCCAGCUGCAGAGGGAGAAGGAAAGCGAGGUGGGAGGUUUGCAAGGUGAGUGCAGGAUCCUGCAUUCGCAGAGAGGAUGGGAGAAGUCAGCAGCAGAGAUUUGGGUCUCCUCCUCCAGCUCCAGAGAUAGGGUCAUCCACCCCACUCUCCCCAUCACCCCUUUCCCAUCAUCAAGGGCCGUCUUCUGGUGCCACACAAUAGCCCUUCUGUUAGUGUGGUAG